Molecule: messenger RNA, 570 nt
Organism: Hepatospora eriocheir
Lineage: Eukaryota; Fungi; Microsporidia; Hepatosporidae
Source: the annotation of a GenBank genome assembly
AUGGUCAAAGAAAACAUUUCUAAAGAGAAGAUAAUUGAGAUACUACAGGACAACAAUCUAACAGAGAAAGAAAUAGAAAAGGGUAUUUCAGAGGGCAAUAUCAACACUAUUCAGGAUGCACAUGACUAUAUUGAAAUGAUAAUGCUAACUAAACAGACUAAGUUGAAGGAAGAGAGGGAGCAGAGUUUAGCUAAAUGUAGAGAACAUCAAGCUCAAGUUAAAUCAGAAAAACAAGCUGCUGAAAUUAGGAUUAAGGAUAUUCAAGAAACCAUUAUUGCAAACCAGGCUUCACUAAGACUGAAAGAAAAUUCAACAACAAACAGUGACACCCAGAAUACAGUGAGAUAUGAUGGAUAUAUUGUAGUUAAGGUUAUGUUACAUAAUCAUAAAUCAGUGUAUGUUGAGUUAAAAAAGAAUGAUGUUGUUGAGAAUUUGUUUAACAAAUUAGAAACUAUGGUGGGAAGAAAAGGAAUUCAACUAGAAACUUUUAACGGUUAUAAAACCAUACAAAGAGACAACAAAGACUUUGAAAAUAAUUACGGGAAAAGAGUUUUUCUUAAGGAAAUUUAA